AUGUGGUUGGGUGAUCUGAAUUAUCGUAUCAACUUGUCAUAUGAGAAAACAAGAGAUUUUAUCUCAAAAAAGCAAUGGUCCAAAUUGAUUGAGAAAGACCAGCUUACGAAAGAACUGGAGAAAGGUGUAUUUCAUGGAUGGUCAGAAGGGGAGUUAAACUUCGCACCAACUUAUAAGUAUGAGAUUAAUUCAGAGAAAUAUUAUGGAGAAGACGCAAAAGUUGGGAGGCGCAUACCAUCAUGGUGUGAUCGUAUUCUUUCAUAUGGCAUGGGAAUGAGAUUACUCAGAUAUGGAAGGACUGAACUCAAAUUUUCAGACCACAGACCAGUGACUGCCACAUACAUGGCAGAGGUUGAGGUGUUCUCUCCAAGGAAGCUGCAGAAAGCCCUGACUUUCACUGAUGCAGAGAUUGAAAAUGAAGAAGUCAUGGCAAAUUUAGGGCCAUUGUAUGAGUUCUGA
Molecule: messenger RNA, 459 nt
Organism: Sphenostylis stenocarpa
Lineage: Eukaryota; Viridiplantae; Streptophyta; Magnoliopsida; Fabales; Fabaceae
Source: the annotation of a GenBank genome assembly